This is a messenger RNA of Suillus subaureus, 1883 nucleotides long. RefSeq names its product Nop-domain-containing protein. The record is from RefSeq and is a predicted model, not a curated record. Lineage: Eukaryota; Fungi; Basidiomycota; Agaricomycetes; Boletales; Suillaceae. Bases 34 to 1659 code for a protein of 541 amino acids. The transcript has 5 exons. Gene Ontology annotation, cellular component: small-subunit processome; box C/D methylation guide snoRNP complex. Gene Ontology annotation, molecular function: snoRNA binding.
CAACCUUUAACAGCGAGCUCAGUACAAGCCACGAUGGCAACGCACGCACUCUUUGAGUCAGCAUCGGGAUACGCCAUCUUCGAUGUAAAACUCCAUGAAAACAUUGGCUCGCGUGUCAAAGCAGUCCAAGACUCCAUCAACGACCUCUCAAAAUUCGGCAAAAUGGUCACUCUUGUCAGUUUCUCGCCAUUCAAAAACGCAGCGGAUGCUCUCGAGAACAUGAACGACGUCUCAGAAGGCAUUCUCAGUGAUCAUCUUAAAUCUCUCCUCGAACUUAAUCUCUCGAAGCCUAAGAAGGGCUCCAGGAUAGUCCUCGCAGUCUCAGAAGUCGGACUCGCAAACUCCAUCUUCGAAAACCUCGCCAUAAAAUGCGACGCCUCUGAAACCUCCCAGGAAGUCCUCCGCGGCAUCCGCUUCCAUGCACCAAAGCUUCUCAAGGGCCUCGAUGCUACCGACCUCAUCAAAGCCCAACUCGGUCUCGGCCACUCCUACUCCCGCGCUAAAUUGAAGUUCAACGUCAACCGUGUGGACAAUAUGAUCAUACAAGCCAUCGCCCUUCUCGACCAGCUCGACAAGGACGUCAACUUGUUUGCCAUGCGUAUACGAGAGUGGUACGGCUAUCACUUCCCUGAACUCGUCAAACUCGUGCCAGACAACUACCAAUACGCCCGCAUUGCACAGUUCAUAGGCGACAAGGAAACUUUGACAGAGGAAAAAUUGCCCGAGCUCGCUAUCCUCUUGGAGGACGACUCCACCCUCGCACAAAAUAUCCUCGACGCCGCCCGUGGCUCGAUGGGCUCAUCCAUAUCGGAAAUCGACAUGCUCAACAUCUCCGCAUUCGCAGCUCGCGUCGUUUCCAUUGCUGACUACCGCAAAUCCCUCGUUAACUACCUAAGCGAGAAAAUGAAUCUUGUCGCUCCGUCUCUUACCGCGUUGUUGGGAGAGCGGAUAGGCGCACGGCUGAUCAGUCAUGCGGGUAGCUUGACAAAUCUGAGCAAGUAUCCUGCUAGUACCGUGCAGAUCCUUGGUGCAGAGAAGGCGUUGUUCCGGGCGUUAAAAACCAAGGGCAACACCCCCAAGUACGGUCUGCUAUAUCACUCCUCUUUUAUCGGCCGUGCAGACCCUAAGCACAAAGGCCGAAUAUCUCGGUUCCUCGCAAACAAAUGCUCUAUUGCCUCCCGGAUAGACUGCUACUCGGAUAACCCAUCCGCAAAAUUCGGCGAGGCCCUCCGCACACAAGUCGAAGAACGUCUCAACUUCUUCGAGACCGGGGCACCACCGACCAAGAAUGUCGAUGCCAUCCGCAAAGUCCUCGACAGUCUUGCACUGGACUUGGAGGACGACGAGGAUGAGGAUAUGGAGGAUAAGCCAGACGCUCAGAUGGAUGAUGCAGAGCCUAUAUUACCCUUGAUUGAAGUCACGCCUAAGAAGGACAAGAAAAAGAAGAGGUCGAGAGAUGAUACGGAUGUGGAUGAAGCGGACGAAGAGCCUGCGGAGAAAAAAGUGAAGUUGUCCAAGGAGGAAAAGAAGGCUUUAAAGAAGGCAGCCAAGGCAGCGCGUAAGGCUGAGGCUGCCGCUGCUCCUGACAAUGGCACCUUUGAGAAAAAAGAAAAGAAAAAAGACAAGAAAGACAAGGAUAAAAAGAAGAGUAAGGCAUGAUAUGAUAUCUGUGGCAUACCUUUUCGUCCCGGUUGUUGUCUUUUUGUAUUUCUGCUUUCAUGAUCGUCUUUGCCCUGAUGGACGGCUGAUUCUUACGUCAACGAUCCGUUCUAGUUAAAAUUCGGUGUACUGCUGACUCGUGCAAUCAACUCCAACCAACACCGUUCGUUUCCCUCGUUCGGCUACCCUCAACUCUAACAUAAUGGUUCUCCGCUGCCACCGUC